GUUCCGGUUUUAUCGAAAGACUUGCAAAUAGCGGUUAUAUUGCAGCACAUCGUCAGGGAAGCCGUUGGAGAGAACGGCCAUUUCGUGAGGAAGUAAUCGAUCCGUUUGGGAUCACGCCAGGUCGUCAAGAUGACUGCUAUACCCGGAACAGUGGCGUUUGAUGAGUACGGCCGGCCCUUCAUUAUUAUUCGCAACCAGGAGAAACAGCAACGCCUUACCGGUCAUGAUGCGAUCAAGUCACAUAUUCUAGCAGCACGCAAUGUUGCUAACAUUCUUAGAACAUCCUUGGGACCUAAGGGACUGGAUAAGUUGAUGGUGAAUUCAGAUGGAGAUGUUACUGUAACUAAUGACGGUGCAACUAUUUUGAAGAAUAUGGAUGUAGAACAUGAAAUUGCCAAGUUGAUGGUCCAAUUGUCAAACUCUCAAGAUGAUGAGAUUGGUGAUGGCACUACUGGAGUAGUUGUAUUAGCCGGUGCACUUCUAGAACAAGCUGAACAGUUGCUAGACAAGGGAAUUCAUCCAAUCAGAAUCGCUGACGGUUUUGAAUUAGCAGCCAAAUGUUCGACUGAGCAUCUCAAGACAAUAACAGAAGAUUUCAAGGGAACUCCAGAGAAUUUGGAGCCUUACAUUGACAUAGCUAUGACCUCAUUAGGCUCAAAAAUCAUUAACAAGCAUCAUAGACAGAUGGCAGAAAUAGCUGUUCAAGCUGUAUUGGCAGUUAUGGAUCCUGUUACUCGCGAUGUUAAUUUUGAGCUAAUCAAAAUAGAAGGAAAAGUCGGUGGUAGAUUGGAAGAUACUGUUUUAGUACGCGGAGUGGUUGUCGACAAGGACUUUAGUCAUCCACAAAUGCCUAAAAGGUUAGAAGACGUCAAAUUAGCCAUCUUGACUUGUCCAUUUGAACCACCAAAACCCAAAACAAAACAUAAGUUGGAUGUCACAUCAGUCGACGAUUAUAGAGCCUUGCGCGAUUACGAGCGUGAAAAGUUUACGGAAAUGGUGAAGCAAGUUAAAGAUGCUGGUACAACCCUGGCUAUUUGUCAGUGGGGCUUUGAUGAUGAAGCCAACCAUCUCCUGUUGCAAAAUAAUUUGCCUGCAGUUAGAUGGGUUGGUGGUCCAGAGAUUGAACUAAUUGCCAUUGCAACCGGUGGACGCAUUGUACCUCGCUUCGAGGAAUUGACGCCGGAAAAACUUGGUCAUGCUGGUGUUGUCAGGGAAUUAACGUUUGGCACAACAAAGGAUCGAAUGUUAGUUAUCGAAGAAUGCAAGAACUCUCGCGCUGUGACGAUCUUCAUUCGCGGCGGCAACAAAAUGAUUAUCGAAGAAGCGAAACGAUCAAUACAUGAUGCAUUGUGCACUGUACGCAACGUAGUAAAAGAUAACAGGAUACUUUACGGUGGAGGCGCGGCGGAAAUAUCUUGUGCGCUGGCAUGCAUGGCACAAGCUGAUAAAAUUGGCACUUUAGAACAAUAUGCCUUCCGUGCUUUUGCUGAAGCUUUGGAGAGCGUUCCAAUGGCGCUUGCGGAAAAUUCAGGCCUUUCUCCGGUAGAUACUAUAGCGGAGAUUAAAGCGCGUCAAUUAUCUGACAACAAUCCCGCUCUUGGAAUCGAUUGUUUAAAUCGAGGCACACCGAAUAUGAAGAAACAGAAUGUCAUCGAAACGCUGACGAGCAAGACACAACAAAUUUUGUUGGCUACUCAGCUCGUGAAGAUGAUACUGAAAAUUGACGAUAUACGCUCGCCACAUGACAACGGUGAAAGCUAAAAAUUUUGUUUGAUCAAUUGAAAAUUAUUUAUAAAUUAUAGUAAGGUAACCUGAAAUAAUUUUCAAUUCAUUAUUUUUUACUUGUACACCAAUGUGGUAAUACAAUUAUUGAGCGAUACCCAAUUUACAGGCACUAUAUUUCCUCCUAUAUUUCCUAUAUUUACUCUUGUACAUUAGAAUUUUUCACGUAGAAUACAGUUAUUGAAUCAAGAAGUAAUGCAGUUUUGAUAUGACAUUUAUCGAUUUUGGUUUCUUCUUGAUUAUGGAUUUCUGAUCUCUUAAAUCGUAAUAUGUAUCACGAUUUAUAUAUUGCCUUAAUGUUGUCUUAGACUAUUUUUGGAAUACUCUUUUCUAUCACAAUAAAUAUAAUAUUCUUCUUUUAUAUUCUAUAUGUGAGAUGACAGGACCGGGAAUCGAACCCGGGACUUUUAAAUUGAAUAAGCGAUUGCUUUACCACUAUCCAGCACCUCGACUUUAUUUUCAAUAUUUUCACUGUAGGAACAAAUAAAUAUGUCACAUCGAGUCAAGGUGUAAGUGUGUAAAUAUAUUCUGUCUAUAACAUCUUUAGGGAAGGGAUAUUUUCUCGCUUUUCAGACAUUAUUCUGUGGAAUGCGUUUGUAAUGCGCGAAACAAUGGCAGACCGAACGAAAUAACAAACGAAUAUUGAUACGAUCUACU
Molecule: messenger RNA, 2439 nt
Organism: Acromyrmex echinatior (Panamanian leafcutter ant)
Lineage: Eukaryota; Metazoa; Arthropoda; Insecta; Hymenoptera; Formicidae
Gene: CCT5
Product: chaperonin containing TCP1 subunit 5
Biological process (GO): protein folding
Molecular function (GO): ATP binding; ATP-dependent protein folding chaperone; ATP hydrolysis activity
Source: RefSeq, a predicted model, not a curated record